This is a messenger RNA of Metarhizium album ARSEF 1941, 672 nucleotides long. Its product is annotated as peptide alpha-N-acetyltransferase. Bases 1 to 672 code for a protein of 223 amino acids. The transcript has 3 exons. Gene Ontology annotation, cellular component: mitochondrion. The record is from RefSeq and is a predicted model, not a curated record. Lineage: Eukaryota; Fungi; Ascomycota; Sordariomycetes; Hypocreales; Clavicipitaceae.
AUGCUCCUUUCCGACGCGGCACAGCCCCUCCGCAGAAGCAUACGACAUCCGCGACGUGCCGACCUUCACGUUCUGCGGACCAUGAUGCGCCAGCCUGCAAGUCGGCCGGGUGGGACGUUGGCGAGAACACAGCAUCGCGGCUUCCGCUUCUCGCCAUGGCGCCGCAGCACGACGCAUGGCGGCACGCAGGAAAAGCUGACGCUGAGCCAGCGACUGAAGAGAUUGUCCAAGGAAUACGGCUGGUCAGCAGUGGGUGUUUACUUGGCCCUCAGCGUGCUGGAUUUCCCCUUCUGCUUCCUGCUCGUCCGGGUUGUGGGAACAGAAACAAUUGGGAAACUCGAACACUACGUGGUUGGGGCGGUCAAGCAAUUCAUUCCAGAGUCGGUUCGUCAAAAGUGGCACGAGUACUGGCGGUCGAUCAAGAGCAAGGAGGUAGAGACGAUGGGGAAUGGCAACAUUAGCGACAGGGUGGAGAUGGCUGGCUGGGGUGUCGAGGAAGCUCAGGAGCGAAAUAAGGAAGAAGCUAGUUUGGGCACUCAACUGGCACUUGCGUACGCUAUUCACAAAAGCUUCAUAUUCCUUAGAGUGCCGCUGACGGCCGCGGUGACGCCAAAGGUGGUCAAGGUUCUGAGGUCUUGGGGCUGGAACAUCGGGAAACGCGUGUCGCGCUAA